UUUGUUGGCUCCGGACGACUUGGAAGCAAUUCAGGAUCAGGAGGUUCUGGACGACUCGGAAUCAAUGCAAGGAUGCCUCCUUAUCCUGGGACUACUACACCAAUCAAGUUGCCUCCUCCGAUGAAGGUGAAAACCGCAAAUAGUGAGCCAAUUCGCGUAACUCUUCCUACAC
Amoebophrya sp. A25 is the source of this 172-nucleotide messenger RNA. NCBI's taxonomy places the organism in Eukaryota, Dinophyceae, Syndiniales, Amoebophryaceae. The record is from the annotation of a GenBank genome assembly.